AUGACUCUGCUGUAUGACUCUUUUAUUGCAGGUAUCCAGAGUUUCUGUCGUGAUCUGGUGGAGGUAGCAGAUAUUCUGGAAAAGACUACAGAAAACGUUUCUGAGCAGGAUUUGGUGGACCAGAAUCCAACCCUUAAAAUGCUGUUUGAAGGACUCUCACUUGUAGAGAGUAAAUUGCAGUAUGUGUUCAACAAACAUGGCCUGCAGAAGAUGACACCUGUUGGUGGCAGAUACGACCCUUAUGAUCAUGAAAUAGUGUGCCAUGUUCCUGCAGAAAAUGUGCAGCCUGGUACUAUCGCUGUUGUCUCUCUCGACGGAUACAAGCUUCAUGGUCGCACCAUUAGACAUGCUCAUGUUGGUGUAGCAGUAGAAACUCAAGAGUAAUGUCUGAAUUAGAGAUUUACGUAAUGGACAUGUUACCACAACUUUAUUGCUCUAAAAGACUUCCCUAAUGUAGUAAUUUACUAGUAUGUUUUGUAAAUGUGUUUUGUACAGUUUUUAUUGCAGUUUUUGUGAUUUACUGAGCCUUUGCAUAUGUUAGUGAUGUUGUUUGAUCCCCAUGAGUCUUCUGAAAUCAUUUGCAAUGAGUGUCCUGCUAGUGUAGUACCAGAUUAAUGACACAAUAGCAAAAUUGCAGCUUUGCAUGCUAUUACUUUUAUGAAUUUUGCCUGUAGUUCAGUAAAGGGCCUCCUUGAUUUAUAUUCAAA
This is a messenger RNA of Protopterus annectens (West African lungfish), 707 nucleotides long. RefSeq names its product GrpE like 2, mitochondrial (gene GRPEL2). Gene Ontology annotation, molecular function: protein-folding chaperone binding; adenyl-nucleotide exchange factor activity; protein homodimerization activity. The transcript has 2 exons. Gene Ontology annotation, biological process: protein folding; protein import into mitochondrial matrix. Gene Ontology annotation, cellular component: PAM complex, Tim23 associated import motor. Bases 1 to 384 code for a protein of 127 amino acids. Lineage: Eukaryota; Metazoa; Chordata; Ceratodontiformes; Protopteridae. The record is from RefSeq and is a predicted model, not a curated record.